Molecule: messenger RNA, 1141 nt
Organism: Arachis ipaensis
Lineage: Eukaryota; Viridiplantae; Streptophyta; Magnoliopsida; Fabales; Fabaceae
Source: RefSeq, a predicted model, not a curated record
CCGGAGACACCAAGCAAGAGAGAGAGAGAGAGAGAGAGAGAGAGAGAGAGAGAGAGAUGAUCGACCACUAGAAGAAGAAGAUAUUAACUAUUACAGGGAGAAGAAAAUGGAUCGGCAUAACAUUGUAGAAGAUUCAAACCCUAACGUUAAUAAGGUUGAAGUUGUCCUCAAGACUAUUGGUCCCGCUCGCCCCUCUCGCCUUCUCGUUCCAUCUUCCAUCAAGGUGCGUGAUUUGAGACAAUUAAUCGCCAGCAAUGAUAAUUUACCAAUUGAGAACUUGCGCCUUAUUCUACGUGGAAAUGCAUUAUGUGAUGUGAAAAAUGAAAAUGAUGUACAAGUACAACUCAAUGAUGGAGAUUGCCUAAUUGUUGCUGUCAAACCAAAGCCACCAGUGAAGGAUGGAUUUGACAAUGAAGAUGAUGAUGAUGAUCUGAAAUUUCGUCUUCCACGUUCAUCAAGUCGGUGGAAGAAGAGGCUAUACUCAUUUCUACAUGAUAACUUGAAGCUUCCAGAUAUUCUCCUGAUGGUAAUCUUCAACCUGACUCUGAAGGCAUGGAUGAUCAUAAUUAUGUGGUUUAUCCUUGCACCUGUUGCCCAUAGAUGGGAUCUUGGACCUUUGUAUAUACUUGCAACUGGCUUUUGUCUCAUUCUCUUCAAUCUUGGAAAGCGGCAAGCUGGUGACAUCAGGUAUAACCAGCAGACAUUAAUUGUUGUGUACUACGAUCUUAUGAUUCAACUGCAGCACAAGUGCAUAUUCUAUCUUCAAUGAAGACUUUAGAGAGCUUCCAGGGACGCUUAAUGCAGAUCGGCUUGAUAGAGAUAUAAGAGCUGGACAGUUUUGAGGCCCCUCUUUGAAACUUCUUCCAAAUCCAAAACACUGAUGAUGUCAUGUGACAUAUAAAUGUAUAUCUAUCUACACAAUCCCAAGGAGGUUUUGACUUUUGACUAUAGCCAAAGAGUUAGCAAAUACGGUACCUGUUUUUAGCUGUUUUGUAGGUGAAGUACCAUGAAGGUGACAAAGUUUUCUGUGUAGUUUUGACCCUUUUUUGGGUUCUUCCUAGUAUAUAGCUACGCUAGUAACAUAAUGUAUUGAUAUGUGCUUAAAAAUUAAUAUUUAACUAUUGCAAAAUGAUUUUUAAAA